GCAAAGUUUGAAGUAAGGUCUGCUCGCAAACUCAGGGAAUUCCUUAUAAAUGAGCUAGAUAUGGACGUAGAUGUACGUAAGCUAAUGAAGGAUGCAAAAGCCAAAGGUUGGAGCCCGGGAUCAGAAACGCCGGUCGAUGACACUUUUUCGUCCUGUAGAAUAUAUGGAUCCUUUGCGGUUAACAAAGUGGCAGGAAACUUUCAUAUUACUGCCCUUGGAAGAGGAUAUAUGAAUUAUGUCAUCGAUCUGUCCGCAAUAAAUUUCACUCACAGAAUAGACGAGUUUUCAUUCGGUACACAUUAUCCCCAAUUAAUCAAUCCAUUGGACGACAGCGUUGAAAUUACUGAAAAAUCUGCUACAAUCUUCAAUUAUUUCGUGUCAGUCGUUCCAACAACUUAUGUGGACAACAGUGGCCGCAAACUAUUAACAAAUCAGUACGCAGUGACUGAUUACUCAAAAGAGAUUACAUUGAGCGGAACCGAAGGAGUUCCAGGCAUCUACUUUACGUACGAAAUAGAGCCAAUCUCGGUUCACAUAACGGAAAAGCGGUCCUCGUUUGCUACCUUCCUGGUGCGUCUUUGUGGGAUUGUCGGUGGAGUUUGGGUCACUGCAGGGUUUGCUUUCCGUGCUGCUGAUCAUGUAUGGGUUGCUAUCUUUGGAGCUAACGCUAAUAAAUAG
Messenger RNA from Paraglomus brasilianum, 678 nucleotides. NCBI's taxonomy places the organism in Eukaryota, Fungi, Glomeromycota, Glomeromycetes, Paraglomerales, Paraglomeraceae. The record is from the annotation of a GenBank genome assembly.